Messenger RNA from Sinocyclocheilus rhinocerous, 2256 nucleotides. RefSeq names its product S-adenosylmethionine synthase-like. The transcript is spliced from 9 exons. Gene Ontology annotation, molecular function: methionine adenosyltransferase activity; ATP binding. Gene Ontology annotation, biological process: S-adenosylmethionine biosynthetic process. The coding region runs from base 286 to 1458 and encodes 390 amino acids. Lineage: Eukaryota; Metazoa; Chordata; Actinopteri; Cypriniformes; Cyprinidae. The record is from RefSeq and is a predicted model, not a curated record.
AUGUGUGUAUGUUUGUGAGUGAGAGAGUGAGUAAAGCUUAGUGUGUGUGUUUUCUUUCUGCCAUAUAUAGGGGCAAACUUACUUCAAGGCGAGGUUGUGUGUUAUAGUCUAUGAUCUAUCUGCAGACCUCUCUUUCUUUCUAUCAUUCUUUCUUCUAUGCCCUCGGGACUAUAAGGAGCUCUGCAUACUUGGCCUGCUUUAGCCAAAGUUGGAGGAAAAUUAUUGAGCACUUGAUAGAUUAUUUUGUCCUGUUGAUUUCGAAGAUCUGUUCAGUUGCUGGCAAACAUGGAAGGAAUGAAUGACGCUCAUGAUGACGGAUCCUUCAUGUUCACCUCAGAGUCUGUGGGAGAAGGGCAUCCAGAUAAAAUCUGUGACCAAAUCAGUGAUGCAGUUCUUGAUGCACACUUGAAGCAGGACCCGGAUGCCAAAGUGGCCUGUGAAACUGUUUGUAAGACUGGUAUGGUACUUCUCUGUGGUGAGAUCACAUCUCGGGCCAACGUUGACUACCAGAAGAUUGUGCGAGACACCAUUAAACACAUUGGUUACGACAACUCUGAAAAAGGUUUCGACUAUAAAACCUGCAAUGUGCUGGUGGCUCUUGAGCAGCAGUCUCCUGAUAUAGCGCAGGGUGUCCACGUUGACAGACAUGAGGAAGAUAUUGGAGCUGGAGACCAGGGGCUCAUGUUUGGCUACGCCACUGAUGAGACGGAGGAGUGCAUGCCACUCACCAUUGUCCUCGCUCACAAACUCAAUGCCAAAAUGGCUGAGCUGCGGCGGGAUGGCACCAUCCCAUGGCUCCGCCCAGACUCAAAAACUCAGGUCACUGUGCACUACAAGCAGGAGAAUGGCGCUGUGAUUCCUUUGCGUGUCCACACAGUGGUCAUCUCCGUCCAACAUGAUGACUACAUUUCACUGGAGGAGCAGCAGCGUAUUCUGAAGGAGAAGGUCAUCAAAGCUGUGGUGCCAGCAAAAUAUCUCAACGAUAAGACUGUCUACCAUCUGCAGCCAAGUGGACGCUUUGUCAUCGGAGGGCCUCAGGGAGAUGCUGGUGUCACAGGUAGGAAGAUUAUUGUGGACACAUAUGGUGGAUGGGGGGCUCAUGGUGGUGGAGCAUUCUCUGGAAAGGACUACACCAAGGUGGACCGCUCUGCUGCCUAUGCUGCACGCUGGGUGGCUAAGUCUCUGGUGAAGGCCAAACUGUGCAGAAGAGUGUUGGUUCAGGUGUCUUACGCCAUUGGAGUCGCCUACCCUCUCUCAAUCUCCCUUUUCACCUACGGCUCAUCAGAAAAAACAGAGAAGGAGUUGCUACAGAUUGUCAACAAGAACUUUGACCUCCGACCAGGUGUCAUUGUUAGGGACCUGAACCUGAAGAGACCGAUCUACCAGAGCACCGCCUGCUACGGUCAUUUUGGCCGAUCAGAGUUCCCCUGGGAGAUGGCCAAGAGUCUCAAGGUUUAAACUGAGAGGCGCGCGAGUCUUACCUUCAGUCAUUCAGUCGCUCUUUCCUCCAGCGCUCCUCUCUCAGCUUAUUUAAAUUCUCUUCCCGCAUAUGCUACAUUUCAGAUUAGACGAAUAUAUACUGUAAAUGUCAAGAUUGAUAAAUUAAAUCCGUUUUUUUACUUAGAAGUCUAUCGUGAAAGGAUCCCUCACAACUGUUUCACCGCAUCAGCACUCAUGACAAUCUAUCAUUCCUUCAGUGUUGCCAACUAAUUUUCAGGGGAAGUUGCUAAAGGCAGAUCGAUUUGUUGCUAAAAGUUGCUAAACGGCGUUGUGAUGUCAUUGCGUGAUGACGUCAUUGCAUAACCAUGACACAAAACAGCGUUUUUACGUAGAAUACACGAGAUUACUCAAAUCUCAACGAAAAAUAUUUUUUUAAUGGUAUUUGUUCAUAUAAUAUUAUAAACAUAAAAUAUUUAAGUUUCUAAAAGUAACAUAAGUAACAGUUUUAUGAUCGGAUUUUUUACAGCAUUGAAUUAUUGAAGUUACACAUUUUAUGUAUUUUCUUAUUAACUAGUAAAACUGCACAUUCUGAACAGUUUUUCUUACAGUGAACCUAACUGAACAACAAUUAUAUAUACAAGCUAAUAACAUGCUGUAUCAUAAAUGUGCAUUUAUUAUUGACCAAUUGGAACUAGCAACUUAAUGCACAUUUGAUGUUUGUACAUCUUUCUCCAGCUCUCUCCAGGUUGAUGUGCUGCUUGGCUGGCUAGCUGUUCAAUGGUUUCCUCUUUUUGUGUAAUUUAGAUGAAAAUAUGU